AGCAGUGCACAACUCACUCCGUAAAGAUCACAACCAUUUUGCCACGCUCUUUUGGACAAACAUUUCGCUACAGAAGCCUCCGAAAUGGCAGAAGACAAUAAUAAUUUUGUUAUCUAUGUCAAGUCCUCAGCCCGUGACUGCAACUCUCUUGGAGCCGAUAUAAUAACUCAUCGAUUGAUGAUGAUGUUGGCUUUGAAAGACCUCGAAAUUUCUGCCAAAGUAGUKCCUAUAGAUAUUCAGAAGAAGACGAAUGUUAAUCUUGAUUUUCCGUACAAGAAAUUCCCGACUGUUUGCCUGGAGUGUGACGGAAAGUAUGUAGACAAAGACGAACCAACUGAGAUUGAAGAUGCGUUCGAGAAGACUUUCUCACCAGCGCUCAAGGUCGAAAGCAAAGACAUCAACACCUUCAUAAACGUUGGUGCGGGCAACACAGCUUACCAAAAAUUCAUCUACUUCAUCAAAAACAGAGAUGCAGCAAGCGAUGAAACGCUCAAAGGACAUCUGCUUACAGAACUUCGGAAAGUGAACAGUUUUCUCUUGUCGGAGAAAAUGCCACGAAAUGAAAAUGGCGAGCGUCAGUUUCUCGGCGGCUCAAAGCCUAUGAUUCCAGAUUGUUACCUGCUCCCAAAGCUCCAUUAUCUCUUCGUCGCAUGUACAUACGUGAAAAAGUGCGACUUUGAGGGCUUGCAAGCCAUUGAAGACUAUCUUCAGUCAGGUCGAGCUCAUCCAGCAUUCAAUACCACAUGUCCCGCGACCGAAGACAUUGUAGAUUUCUUUUGCAGAGCAGCAAGCAUGAACGAAAAGCGAAUCAACGAAAUUUUACGCGAAGUCAGGAAACAGGAGAGAGAACAAGAAAAAGCYCAAGAAAAAGAAGAAGAACAUAGUGAACAAUGAGGCAGGGUAUGAUUUAUAUUAYAUGGAUGAUCAAUCGAGUGAAAAUUGUAAAGUAGUUUGUUACACUUCUUGAAAUGUACACGUGUACACAAUAUUGAUAAAUUUCCCUUGGAUAAUUGCGUCUGUUUUUUGAAUACUUUUGAAGCUUUUGAAGACAUUAAAAUUGUCCCUUAACUCCAAAAAUGUUCUAAACUAAAAGCUUAGCAUUUGUAAUUAAUCGCUCUCACAGAUAUAAUCUAAAAUUCAUUAUAAAAUAAUUAUAUUUCGGCGUARAAAAUUCACAAUUUUCUUUGCUAUAAGACUACGUUUAUAUUUUAAGCCACUGCAAAAGGACUCUAGGAUAAAUUAAAAGCAACUUAAUUGCCAUAGGUUACUAAAAUAGUUUUGUAAUUAAGUCGAAGUAUGUCAAGUGUAUCAGUUCAGCAAUGUUCUGUAUGYAAAAGCGUUAAUUACUUGGUCUAAUAUAGUUUAGAAGCUGUAAGCUAUAAUCAAUGUUGCAUGACCAAUGAAUUGCAAGAAACAUGUAUUUGGAAAAAAAAGCUCAUUACAUAGCUUGUUUGACCUUUGAUCACAUCUUUUGCAUUCUUAUGAAACUUAAUGGAGCAAAAAUUUUCAAGUGAGUUAUUGGGCAUCAAAUUGUAUGGUCUACGAAAUGUUUUUCUGAGCAUGAAAUACAUGGCCCUUUCAGCA
Exaiptasia diaphana is the source of this 1584-nucleotide messenger RNA. RefSeq lists its product as uncharacterized. The transcript has 2 exons. Lineage: Eukaryota; Metazoa; Cnidaria; Anthozoa; Actiniaria; Aiptasiidae. The record is from RefSeq and is a predicted model, not a curated record. Gene Ontology annotation, molecular function: chloride channel activity. Gene Ontology annotation, cellular component: cytoplasm; membrane. Gene Ontology annotation, biological process: chloride transport. The coding region runs from base 85 to 894 and encodes 269 amino acids.